This is a messenger RNA of Botrytis porri, 1362 nucleotides long. RefSeq lists its product as uncharacterized. NCBI's taxonomy places the organism in Eukaryota, Fungi, Ascomycota, Leotiomycetes, Helotiales, Sclerotiniaceae. The transcript is spliced from 4 exons. The coding region runs from base 1 to 1362 and encodes 453 amino acids. The record is from RefSeq and is a predicted model, not a curated record.
AUGGCUACAAUCCUCUUCAACGAAGGACACCCAGGACCAAAAUGCGCUCAAGAUGGCCCAACCAAAAAACAGCUUCUAAACAACAUCAUCGGCGGCAUGGCCCGAACACGACCUAAUGCACUUUGUGCCGUAGUACCCCUCUCAUCCACCAGUUACUCCGAAGGCUUUCGGAAAGUGAUUUAUUCCGCGCUUGCGAAUACCGUGAAUGGGAUUGCGUGGUGGUUAACUGAGCAGCUUGGUUCUGGGUUUGGAAAGGAUUUUCCCACUAUUUGCUUCAUGGGUUGGAAUGAUCUGAGAUAUGUUACUAUGGUUUUGGGGGCUGUGAAAGCUGGCAAAACUUUCAAGGAGGCCGAGAAUGAACCUCUAGUCUGUCUUCACACGUCUGGAACGACUGGUUUACCGAAACCUGUUAUCUAUUCUCAAGACUUUGUAGCGACAUAUAUGAGAAUGGCGCAACUAGCUUCCCCUGAGGGUUCCGAAUCGAGAGAAAAAGAGUACCAAGGCACACGAGUUUUUAUGAAUCUUCCACCAUUUCAUGCACGCAUCAAGCGUAAACGCACUAUCCGAAUCACUAGCCAAUCAGAACAUCGUCGUAUCUCCUCUACCCAUGGAACGAGCUACCGCCUUAUCGCUAGUCGAGAUUAUGAAACACACACCAGUAGACGUACUAUGUGCACCUCCAUGGAUGGUGCACGAGAUCGCUACCAAUCCCGAAAUCUUAGAAGAAUUGGUAGCCCGGAAACUCGACGCUAUAUGAUAUGGCGGCGGCGAUUUGCCACAACAAAAUGGCCGGCGGAAGAUUGGAAAUAUCAAUGUACUCAUCCUGCUGCAGGUUUAGAAUAUCGGAUUUUCUCAGAUGAUCAGCUUUAUGAAGCUGUCAUCGUACGAAAUUCAGAUACUGAGUUUGAACAACAAGUGUUCAAACUCUAUCCGGCUUUGAAGGUGUAUUCUACCAAGGAUCUAUUUUCUCCUCAUCCCACAAAGAAAGAUUUAUGGACAUACCGCGGGCGUACAGGCGAUAUGGUUUUGGUGGUUGUAGAUAACGUGGCAACCCGUCCAUUCAACCCGCAAAUUAUGGAACAUGCAGUGACAGACCAUCCUGAUGUCAAGGAUGAAGUUAUGGUUCCUGCUGGAAAGUUUUUUGUUGAGAAAUUUGUAACGGAAACGGCCCUUCUUGUUGAUCUCAAAGAUAGUAUUGAUGCGACAGCGCUUGGCUAUAAAGAAAGGCUAACUGAAGAAAUUUGGUUUAUUGUUGAUGGUAUCAAUGAGAAAUACCGAGAAGAAGCUUGGGUGCGGAAAGAAUGUAUCAUUAUUACCACACCACAGAAGCCUCUUCCGAGAAACCCGAAAGGUUCUAUUUAA